This is a messenger RNA of Selaginella moellendorffii, 2648 nucleotides long. Its product is annotated as CLP protease regulatory subunit CLPX1, mitochondrial. Gene Ontology annotation, cellular component: mitochondrial matrix. Lineage: Eukaryota; Viridiplantae; Streptophyta; Lycopodiopsida; Selaginellales; Selaginellaceae. Bases 315 to 2486 code for a protein of 723 amino acids. Gene Ontology annotation, biological process: protein folding; proteolysis; protein catabolic process. The transcript is spliced from 14 exons. Gene Ontology annotation, molecular function: ATP hydrolysis activity; ATP-dependent protein folding chaperone; ATP binding. The record is from RefSeq and is a predicted model, not a curated record.
UCUUGGGCUAGGAGGAGAAAGAGAGGAGUUUUCUUGUGAGGGCUGGAUUAUUAGAUCCCCAUCGGCGUCUGGGAGCGUUGGCGCGUCGUCUCAAAUCUUGUCGCGGCGAUGGCCAGGUGGGGUAUUUGAUCGAUGCCGCCAGGAAAAUCUAGGAAUUCGGCCAGUUUCUCGUCAAGAUCGGGGCUCUAGAUCCAUUUCGCUCGAAAUUCUUCCCUCCCGGAUUGGCAGCUCCAUCGGGAUCCAGAAUUUCACGGAUUUUCUGUUCCCAGCCGAGAAUGCGCACGUAGGGUUUGUCCGGCAGCUCGAGAAGUGCUAUGGCGGGAUGUCUGACGCGGUGGAGGAAGCUGAGCGAUAUUGCGGCCGCCAGGUUCGCUCUGGUGUACGUCUCGAGACCCGAUGCCAGCAUUUCUCGAGAAUCGGGCGCCUAUCAAUCCGUAUCAUGCAAUGCCGCCGCGAGCCCGGCGCUCUUCGGCAAUCCAUUCGGGCUCUCCAAUUCAGCCUGGCUCCACACCACUCCCGCGGUAUCGACGACGCACAAGGGCGACGAGCUAAAUCCCGGGGGCGCCAUGGGAUUGCCCAAAGGAGGCAGGAAGAAAUCGGUGAUACCCCCAUCGCCGCCAUCCUCCACUCCUGUCAGCGAUGCUGUGGAUAAGAAGAGGCAAAAUUCGCUGGUCGAGCAGGAGGGCGAGCGGUGUUGGAGCUUCAGGGCCUCUUCUCGGUGCCCGACUUGCCUGACCGGUUUGACGCUCACUUUUACGUCGAGCUUGCCGGUGUUUAUAUCGGGCAGCUUGCAACAGGGAGGAGGAACCGGCAAGGAUUCGUCCAAAGUGGCCGAGUCUAUGUGCUGCUGCCCGAACUGUGGAGCAUACUGGUCGCUCCCGGUGCCAUGCUACGUACUCAAGGAUCUGGAGAACAAGUUUCCGAGGCGGGGCAAGUCUUUGGUUCUAAGUGAGAGCCAGGCUACUGGAGGAGGACCGUUUGAUUUUGAUAGAGCAAGUGGUGAAGGGUCGAGGAGGUAUGGAGACAAUCCACAGCAUUGGCAGCAGGGCGCUGGAGUGAAUUUGCCUCCGGUGGUAGCGAUGUCUCAGCCACCGUGCCCGCCGUAUCCUCCCAAUACCAACUUGGUGAGAGCGCAGCUUGGAUCGGGAGGAGGAUCUGGAGGGAGUGGUUCGUACGGUGUGAAGGACACUUGGGGUGGCUCGAACUUGGGUAAGGAAUUACCCACGCCGAAGGAGAUUUGUGAUGCUCUUGACAAGUAUGUCAUCGGCCAGGGACGUGCCAAGAAGGUGCUCUCGGUUGCAGUAUACAAUCACUACAAGCGGAUUUACUACGAGACGACGAAGAAGAAUAACUACAAGUCUGAAGGCGACGAUGAAGGAGAUGACAGCGAUGUGGAGCUUGAGAAGAGCAACGUUCUUCUCAUGGGUCCUACAGGAUCAGGAAAAACGCUGUUGGCUAAGACCCUUGCACGAUUUGUAAAUGUUCCUUUUGUUAUUGCGGACGCAACCACUCUAACGCAGGCAGGAUAUGUCGGGGAGGAUGUGGAGUCGAUUCUGUACAAACUUUUGAUGGCUGCGGAAUUUAAUGUUCCAGCAGCUCAGCAGGGCAUUGUAUAUAUCGAUGAAGUUGAUAAAAUAACGAAAAAGGCGGAGAGUCUCAACAUAAGUAGGGACGUUUCCGGCGAAGGCGUUCAGCAAGCUCUGUUGAAGAUGCUUGAAGGAACGAUUGUCAAUGUACCCGAGAAAGGUGCUAGAAAGCAUCCUCGCGGGGAUCAUAUCCAGGUGGAUACGAAAGAUAUUUUGUUCAUAUGUGGAGGGGCUUUCGUUGAUCUGGAAAAGACAGUUUCUGAGAGGAGACAGGACUCGUCGAUAGGUUUUGGAGCACCUGUCCGAGCAAAUAUGAGGGCUGGUGGCCCCUCUAGUGCGGCUGUAACAUCGUCACUUCUUGAGAAGGUUGAGAGUAGCGAUCUUAUAGCAUACGGAUUAAUUCCGGAAUUCGUUGGGAGGUUUCCUGUUCUUGUAAGUCUCGCAGCGUUGUCAGAAGACGAGCUUGUGCAGGUUCUAGUGGAGCCGAAGAACGCUCUUGGGAAGCAGUAUAAGAAAAUGUUUGCAAUGAACAACGUAAGUACACCGUGCUUUCUUUGCAAAACUUCUCUACACGGUGAUGGAUUCUUCUUUCAGGCGCGACUACAUUACACGGAUGGUGCACUGCGAAAGAUUGCUCAGAAAGCAAUGGCCAAGAACACAGGUGCUCGUGGCCUACGUUCCCUCAUGGAACAGAUCCUCACCGAUGCCAUGUUUGAGAUCCCGGAGUCCCAGAGCGCGAUGGAGCGCAUUGACGCCGUGGUGAUCGACGAAGCAUCAGUAGGAACUCCCGAGAACAGUGGCUCGGGUGCCAAGAUCUUGCGUGGAGACGGCGCGUUUGUGCGAUACUUGGAGACACAGGCGGAGGAAGAAUUGGAGCUCGAGAGAGCCGCGAGCAUGUAAAAAUUGAUGCUUUUGUACCAUCACAAAAACACCACCUUGUCUAUAGGAUGAUGAUGAUGAUGCUGAAAGAACAGUGUUUUACUUUUUCACAAACUUCCAUUGUACGGAAUUUUGUGAUUAUUGUAGUACGGUAUAUUUUUUAGCGUUUCCCUUUUAUCGAAA